Molecule: messenger RNA, 825 nt
Organism: Parnassius apollo (apollo)
Lineage: Eukaryota; Metazoa; Arthropoda; Insecta; Lepidoptera; Papilionidae
Source: the annotation of a GenBank genome assembly
AUGCAUCGCUUUUUUGCAGAGCUGGAGCCAUCUCUAUCCGUCACUGAGCAAAACCUGGCAGACCGAGUUAGGUACAUCCUGCGCUCCAACAUAUUUGGUGACGCCGAACUCGAGCGACUACGACGUGAGGCUAUUCCUUCAUCGAAUGGAAAUGCUACGGCUGGGAAUGCGGCGCCACUAGAUGCGCAACAAACUGCAUAUGUGGAUGCUGCCGUCAACAUUCCAUUUGUGGCUAAUUCAGACGAUGAUAGAAUAGUCUCCCACGAACUAGAGAAAAUGAGGAGCAUAUUGGAAGAGUCGAUUCUGGAAACGCGCAGCAUACCUCUCGAAAAUCGACCGCGACUUCCCCGCAUACCCCUUAGCAAGCGAAAUCGGGCUGUCGUGCGGGCUCUUAACCCAAUGCUGGUGACCUAUUUGGAAGCCAGCCGGGACCUUUGCGAGACGGAUUCAAUUCUUUUUGGCGCCGCACUGGCAGUAUGCCGUAUUAUUGGCGCCAAACUUCCCGUGGCUGGACGUGCUACUCAAAAAAGUAGCGCCAUCCCAGCCUGGAGAAAAAGAAUUGAGGACCGUAUCGCAGAGGCAAGGGCCCUUAUCGGCAGACUGACAAGCUUCAGGUCGGGUAAUAAUAGACCGAGGAUUAUGCGCACCGUUAGGAUGGCGUUUGCUGGGAUAAAUAUCAAUUUGUUCCAGCCGGAUAUCACGCAAAAACUAACGGAGCGCAUAGAUGACCUGAAGCAAAAAAUCGCUGCUUGGGGGAAGCGGAUUCGACGAUUUAGCGAGAGGUCAAGGCGGUUCAACCAGAAUCGUCUCUUCCAGAGUGAUUAG